Molecule: messenger RNA, 4086 nt
Organism: Cladocopium goreaui
Lineage: Eukaryota; Dinophyceae; Suessiales; Symbiodiniaceae
Source: the annotation of a GenBank genome assembly
AUGGAGAACCUUCCUGACCUAGUGGCGCUGUCAGGAGGUUCGGUCGACUUGGCGGUAAGGUCGACGCAGGGUGGAACGUCCAGAGGUUAUAGGGACGUUGGUCGAUGUGGACGACCACACCCUGGAAGGUGUCUCGCUGUCCCUGGAGUCCUGGAGGAAAAGAACAAGAAGCCCACAGGAGUGCAGGAGGUGCGGAGGCUUGUGGAAGUUUCUGCCAAGGCGGCACAGCUAGGCUGGCAGAUUGAAGGGCGUAUCCCGGAAGGUGUUCUGCUGUUGGCCCAUAUGGCUCCGCAGUUAGAGAUGAAGCUCAACGAGCAAAGAAUGACAGCCCGGGAAGAUCUGAGGAAGUUGGUUCCUCGGAUAGGAAAAGCGAAGGUGGUCAAAUGGCCCACGCGCUUGGAGAGAAGGCGUCAACAGGCAGGAGAUGAUCAGAACCUGCGAGCGAAGGAGAGGAGGGAUGCGAUGUUCGAAGGCAUCGACAUGAGUCGCCGCUUUGGGAAGGGGCGCCGAGCAUCCACGUUGCGGAAGCAUACAAAAACGUGGAUGAAGGCAAGGAGCUGGAUGCCUUCGACGUUCCUCAAGCCAUGGCCUGAGAGCGCUGAGGAGCUUGCAUUCUAUUUAGAGUGCCGGGCCAGUGAGCCGUGCGGCAAGUCGGUUCCGGGAAGCAUCUACAGGACGCUUCUCUUUGCGGAGAGUGCUGGAGAAUUCCCCGUGGAUCAGCAGGUUGGCAAAUCCGCGGCGAUAAAGAACACCUUGGAAGAACAUGCAGCUGGAAUCUCGAGCAUCGAGGUUCACGAAGAAGGCAUGGCAUUUGCCAGUCACGGUGGUGUUGGCUUUGGAGAAGAAGAUACCACGGGCCUGGAUCAUAGCACACUGCAUGGAGUGGCAGUCCUUUGGGCUCACCGGGGUGCUGAACAGGACGAAGACGACUGGUCCAGGCAAGAAGGGUUGAUGGAGCGCGACUUUAUGUUGCCGUGCCCUGUGGCCGCGCUCGGUGGGUUCGGCAAGCGCAUGGUGAACUAUGCCAUGGCGUCGCGGCUGUCGCAUGCCCUCUUCAACAACCUGAAGGUGGACUUCGACGAGGGGGCAACAUAUUGCCGUUCUGGAGUGCCCGAACAUGUGAGGAAACAGAUGGGGCGAUGGACGCCCACAGUGGACCAGGCAUACGAGAGGAAUGCCAGGUCUAACAUGCUGAGGGCACAGGCCACGAUCGCAUGUUUCAUUAAGAAGAACCUGGGGGCACGAGACCACUUUGAUGAGGCCUUGGUGAUCGCCGCGGUCUCGGAGCGCAUGGAGAAGAAGCUGGCAGCUUUUGGGACGCACUCCAAUCCCAAAAGAAUCAGAUUAGUUGGACCAGGUGAAGCUCGAGGAGAUCUCUGGUGGGGCAUGUGCCCGCACGAGAGGGCCUGCUGGAUGGCGGGGACCUACGUGCUCAGCAUCAUCGGGCGAGGAGGGGCCCAAGCAGACGCGUCGGACAGCGGGUUGUCCGAAGAAGAUGACGUGAACUCUUCCGACUCGAGCACGUCGGUGGAGGAGACUGAGGCGACGACCGACGACUUCGUACUGAUCUUAGCAAUGGUGGCGGUGUUUGACCUGGACACCGACGAGGGCUUGAGGAACUUCGCCAACAACCACUGCCAGUUGCAUGCAGACUGCGAUGUGGUACAAGUGGUGCGGCACAAGUUGGAGGCCGAGGCAACAGCCUCAUCGCUGCCACCUCCCGUGAACAAGACGGAGGCACAGGUGGAGUCGGGUGAGCGGAAGAAUAUGAGCCCGAUUCAUGUCAUGAGCAGGGACGAGCAGGACGUGGAGCCGUUGGCAGCAAAGCUGGAUAAAUCGGGUAUCCUCAAAGUCACCCGAUGCCAAUUCAAUGGUGAGACGAUGUCAUCACCGUCGCUGGAGCUCGUAUUGAGCUAUGACUUCCAGGUCAGAAAGGCCAUGACGAAGGCCAUGAACGAGGGUGUCAAUAUGGUAAAGGCCCUGGAAGAUGCGAUGAAGGAUACCACAGUCAAGGAAAGGUAUUUCUUGACUCCGGCGGCCAUGGGAGCAGCUGGCAAGGAGUCCAGGCAAAAGUCUAGGGGCAGUCAGAAAGGAAAGAAAGGCAAGGGCAAGAGGAAGCCAGGCAAGACCCUACAUAGCCGCACGCCUGACGGGGAGAUCUCCCUCCUGGAGAGAGAUGAGAAGGAGAUCGCAGAAAGCCGGUCCGAGAACCCACAACGGGCCUGCUCGAGCGGUGCAGAGAUGAAGGCACCAGUGGCAGCUCCUCAGACGGAAGGGUCUGAAGAGAGGUCGCUUUUCCUCAAGUGGAUCCUCGAGCAAGGGAAGAGGGCCGGGGACGCGGUCAAGGAAGCCCUGGACGACAAGUUGAGAUCUCUGGGUUUUCGCCCGGAAAGGAGGGAAGGAGACCGAGACUGCGAGGUCAACUACAGGAAGUGGAACUUGGACUUCACAGAGCAGCAGUUCCAGGACUCGAUGGCCGGCAAUUACAAGUCCGCGCAGAAGAACUGCGAGGACAUAGAGAGGCAGGUCAUGGAAGAGGUAGGGAGGGGGUCCAUCCUGAGGGUGUCAGAGGAGGAAGCUCAGGGUGAAUUCAGGGGUCGCCUAGCAGUAGCGGCCUUGCAGGGGUCCAGUGCGGUGAGGAUAGUCCACGACAGCUCGUAUUCUGUGGGCGUCAACCACAGGAUCAAAGUCUUGGACAGGAUGAGGUUUCCAGGCAUUGACGAUGCGUCAGGGGUGAUGAUGUACGUGGAUGAGCACGUCGAAAGAUGUCCCAGGCUGAUGAGGUGCUCUAUGCUAUAUGAUAUCGCACGGGCUCAUAAGCUGGUGCCGGUGGCAAGGCAGGACUGGGGGUAUCAAGCCUUCAGGCUCCCGGGGAACAAGCAACAAGGGAAUAUCUUCUUACAUACAAGAGGAACGUUCGGCAUUGCUUCAGCGGCCUAUCAUUGGCAGCGGUUGGCGGCUGGCGUGGUCAGGCUGAUUCACAGGCGUUGGAAAGGCGAAGUGCUCGAAAUCUUCAGAGUCGAUGCAAAAGCAGAAGGUGAUCACAUUGUGAUAGGUCUUGUGGCAGUCAUGUUGUUCGGGGACCGAGUUGCCAAGCAGAUGCAUAGAAAGCCAAAGCGGCUGACAUUGACGCUGAGUACAGGCAAUCUGGGCAACACAUUUGUAUUGAGUCAUUUUAUGAGCCGCAAGUAUCCUUUGUCCAUAGUGGUAAUGGAGUUGGCAGCUCAGUUGAGGAAGAAAGGAAUAGAAAUGGACUUAGGGUGGAUACCCAGAGGACAGAAUGCGGAAGCUGACGCAUUGACAAACUCGGAGCUCACGGGCUUUGACCCGGGGAAGCGCAUAGAUAUGAACUUCGAGGACUCAAAGUUUCUGGUGAUGGACAAGCUAAUGGAGAAGGCUGCAACUUUGGAUGAAGAGAUAAAGCUAGCCAAAUCACCCAAAGAAGUCAAAGGUGCAUUGAUAGCUGCUCCUCUUUUUCGCAUCACGGUCCGCAAUCUGUGGCGCGAUGGAGCUGGUAGUGCAAAUGCCUUCGCAGAUGUGGGCCGUUUGCAUCAUCAACUUGCAACUGCCUUCACUGUGGCCUUCUGCGCCAGCGAGGCCUUCACCGCUGUGUUUGCCUACUGUUUGAUUGCAUAUUUUAAGAACUGGAGCACUGACAAGGGCCAAAGAGUUGCAAUAAGCGCACUUUGCUGUGCAGCAGCAAGUGCUGCUGGCGCUGCUUCCGGCUGGGUUGGAGCCUCUGAUUUCCGUCAAAUGACAGACCCGUCAGCAGGACUGGCUUGGGACUUGCUGGUGCUUCUGGUAAGUACUGGGUUUUCCCAGAUUUUAUCCCUUGUGCUAGUGCCUGUGUCCAUCUUCAUGUUGCUAUGGGACACGCCGGGUAUAGGCGAUAUCCUCAAGUACGCCAUGAAAUUCCAGUCCUUCCAGUGGAGUGAGUGGUGGCAUCAACGUGGAGCAGGUUCAGGACAGUGGUCUCAAUUGGUCUUGCUCAUUGCUGACAUUGAGAUUGACGAAGGACGUUGCCCUUUCGUUUUCGUUCUGCGCUUACUACCAGUAGAAGCUUGUUUAGAUUCUGGGCAUGUCUAG